UUUCCUUAAAAUAUGGCUGCGCCCAGGCACAAUUUGUUUCGGGUGGUUUAUACUUGCUGGCUUCUGUGGCUGCGAUCCGCAGAGUGCUUAGACGAUAGCGAAGAAGAAGGAAAGUCCGGGAAAGAGGAGGAUCAGGGGGACUGUGGUUGCAGCAACAGUCGUGCAAGCGAUGCGGAAAGAGCUGCACGGAAAUACUCUCUGGAGGCGAAUGUUUCCCAGCAGCCAAAUAAUCGCCGUGGAGACGACCGCUCGAAAAACGAGGGUAUGAAGAUGGUCCCGAUUCCAGCUGGAGUGUUUACAAUGGGAACUGAUGAGCCCAUUAUAAAACAAGAUGGAGAAGGGCCUGGAAGGAGAGUCCACAUUGGUCAUUUUUUCAUGGAUCGCUAUGAAGUCAGCAAUGCAGAGUUUGAGAAGUUUGUGAAUGCUACUGGCUAUGUUACAGAGGCAGAAAGAUUUGGUGAUUCCUUUGUAUUUGAAGGCAUGCUGAGUAAAGAAGUAAAGAAUGGAAUUCAGCAAGCUGUUGCAAUUGCUCCUUGGUGGCUACCAGUUAAAGGAGCCAAUUGGAAGCACCCAGAAGGCCCUGAUUCUCAUAUCUUAAAGAGGCUGGAUCAUCCAGUUCUUCAUGUUUCUUGGAAUGAUGCUGUGGCCUUUUGCAGUUGGGCAGGAAAACGGUUACCAACUGAAGCUGAAUGGGAAUAUAGCUGUCGGGGAGGUCUUGAAAACAGACUUUUCCCAUGGGGAAACAAACUUCAUCCAAAUGGUCAGCACUAUGCAAAUAUUUGGCAGGGAGAAUUCCCUAGAAGCAAUACAGAGGAAGAUGGCUACAAAGGCACCGCACCUGUAACAGCAUUUCCUCCAAAUGGUUAUGGCUUGUACAACAUUGUGGGAAAUGCCUGGGAGUGGACAUCAGAUUGGUGGGAAAUUAAUCAUUCUGCAGAUGAAACAUACAGCCAGAAAGGACCUUCAGAAGGGUCGGACCGAGUGAAGAAAGGUGGAUCCUAUAUGUGCCAUAAGGAUGGCACCACUUGGACAUUACAUUGCAUUGCAUGAAAUUAAGAAUUUGGUACAAACUUGUCCUCUUCUGGAAUAAACCUAAGAGGAAUUCAACUGCCUUUGCUUGUUUUUGAUUAAUCAGUUAAGUGGUUGGAGAACAAUCCCCUAUGGUUUUCAGACAACCAACCAGCUUCAAAGUUUAACUUUCAGUUUAACUGAAAUCAGGAGCAAAACUUCUGUCUCACUAGAUAGAGAAAAGGACAAGAUCAAAAAAUCUUAUUGCUUUUACAUUAAAUAAGGGAUUUUACAUCCAAAUGUCAUCAGCACUCCAAAUAAUUCAAUAUGUCAUUUAAAAACAAAUGAAUAUCAAAAAGUGUGUCACAUCCAUGACCAAAAUAAA
Molecule: messenger RNA, 1393 nt
Organism: Notechis scutatus (mainland tiger snake)
Lineage: Eukaryota; Metazoa; Chordata; Lepidosauria; Squamata; Elapidae
Source: RefSeq, a predicted model, not a curated record